This is a messenger RNA of Dentiscutata heterogama, 213 nucleotides long. The record is from the annotation of a GenBank genome assembly. NCBI's taxonomy places the organism in Eukaryota, Fungi, Glomeromycota, Glomeromycetes, Diversisporales, Gigasporaceae.
AAAUUUUGGAAUUGGGAGGAAUGUAUGGACUAUUCGUGUUUGUGUCCUAAUUUUUUGGUUACUGGCACGUGUCAAGGCUUGAUGAUUUUUGUAGAGAUGCUUCGGCAGUAUAAAAGUAAUAAUUUUUUAUUACAUAAAAGCGCAUACAAUAUUUCGAUACUAGCGGAUGAUAAUCAAGAGUCAAAAGUACCUUACUUUGGACUCAAAUAUUAA